Molecule: messenger RNA, 801 nt
Organism: Cylindrotheca closterium
Lineage: Eukaryota; Bacillariophyta; Bacillariophyceae; Bacillariales; Bacillariaceae
Source: the annotation of a GenBank genome assembly
AUUGAAAGUGUGAAACCAACAUUGGUAUUGGUGACUAAUGACAGCAAUCCUGAUAAGGAGAUCAAGAAUGAAGAAAGAAGAACUAACUAUUUGGCUGAUCGAAAGGAUUGGAAGGCCAGGAAGAACGUGUUUGAUAACAAUAAAUGCAAUGUCUAUGGAAUGAUUAUGAAGAUGUGCACCGAUCACAUGGUGGACAAGCUUGAGCGAGAAGCUGACUUUGAUAACAAACUGUUCAAUGAUCCUGUGGAGGUAUUGAUGCGGAUCAAGAAAUUUAUGACGACUACUGUUGAUACAGAAUGGGAAUAUUUUGGUCUGUGGAAGACUAUGAGCAAUCUGAUUAAUUGCCAUCAAAAGGAGAAGGAAAACAUUGCAAGUUUUUGUAAACGAUUUGAAGAAAGGGCAAAGGCAUUACACGCUUUGCUUGGUGAUGAUUUUUUGGACAAAUUUACUGAGAAGAGUCAGGAAUAUGAUUUAUUGGGAAGCAAUGCUGAACGAUCCCAACACAAGAAGGAAUCAUGGGAAAGAUUCAUGGCCAACGGAUUUCUGUAUAAUUCCGAUAGAGCCAAGUAUCAAUCAAGAAUUGAUGGAAUGACGGCGCAGUACAGGUUGAAGCAUCUGGAUUUCAAACAACGUUGUACAUUUCCAACUACUUUGGAAAAUGCUGCUGAUGUUUUGAAUCAACACAAACACGAUAAUAGGAAGAAGAAUUCGAAUGGAGGAAAUUCGAAUGGACAAGGGAAACAAAAUAAGUCAAACAACAAUCAAAAUGACGGAGCUCAGUUUUCACAACAACAAACUUGA